This is a messenger RNA of Cynara cardunculus var. scolymus (artichoke), 1373 nucleotides long. RefSeq lists its product as uncharacterized. The record is from RefSeq and is a predicted model, not a curated record. Gene Ontology annotation, molecular function: protein binding. The transcript is spliced from 5 exons. Bases 6 to 968 code for a protein of 320 amino acids. Lineage: Eukaryota; Viridiplantae; Streptophyta; Magnoliopsida; Asterales; Asteraceae.
AUGGUAUGGCAAGGAACGAUCGACGGAACUCCUCCUGGUUAGAUGCUGUCAAAAAGGCUUUUACCAAACACACACCCAAGAAUGAGAUGAUCAAACCAAAUCAUCAGAAGAGAAGCAAGCGAAGAUGGAUUUUCAAGAAAAGUGGCCUUGAUGAAACCACCACCAUAAUACUUCACCAUGAAUCCAUCAUUAACCCCAUUCCUCAAACAGAUCCCAUCUCCCACUCCCACUAUUCUACAUCUGAAGAUCAAAAACACAAUGCUGCUGCUCUUGUUAUUCAGACGCUCUUCAGAGGAUACCUGGCAAGGAGAGCUCUUGAGGCACUUAAGGGGGUGGUGAAGCUACAAGCGUUGGUAAGAGGUCAUAACGUAAGGAAGAGGGUAAACAUCCGUGUCCAAGCUCGACUCUCUCACCACCGUAGAAACCAGAUCUCAGAUCACAACUCCAUCCAUACCAGGAAAAGGAGCGCCGAGCGGUGGAUGGAGGAGAUCCAAGCGAUGUUACAGAAAACUCAACUAGCUGCUCAUCAUCAUCAGGAGUUUGACCAAGACUGGGAAUGGGACAUGAGUAGAAGAUGUCAACGUCGUUCCUUAUCUCCAAGCUGCAAAACAUCACAAAAUCAACCACAUGCCUCUUCUUCAUCUCCAUCUCCAUCAUCACGAAUAUCAGGGAAAAGACAUAGCUUGCCAAGUUACAUGUCUGCCACAGAAUCAGCCAUGGCAAGAAUUACUUCACCAAGGCAGAGCAAGUGGAGCACAGAUGUGAAGAAAAGCACGUCAUGUGCAAGGAAACGACUGUGUUUCAAUAAUGUAUCUCAUAAAAAAUACAUGAAUUCGGAUGGAAGCGAAGUGGAGGAGAAGUUGAUGAGUGAGAGAAGGUUAAGUAUAUGUAGUUGCAAAGAGAGAAACGAAUCCGAAUCCGAAUCCGGGAGGCCUUCAAUGAGUGAAGAGAGCAGGUGGUUUAGAUGAAUUGUUUGUAUUUAGGUUCAAGAACCCACUUACUUGCAACUAUUUUUAUCUUGGUAUAAUUUGUUUGUGUUUAAUUAGCAAUGACUUAUAAUGUCAAAACAGAUUCUACUGAUUCAGUAUCACUUAAUCUAAUUGAAUAAUAUACAUAUAUGUAAAGAAAUAUUAAUGGGAUAACAAGUAUGAGCAAUCUCAAGCGUUGGUGGGCCAUUUAGAAUGACUACAUUGGAUUUAGGCUUGCAACAUAUGAUACGAGAUCACAAAGUCUAAACUAAAAAGAAGGUGGCUCAACCUCAUAUAUCAUGCCAUUAACAAAUGACUGAUUUACUUGUAUAAUAAAUAAUAGAUUGUUGGUUCAGACCUAAUCUUGUCCGUCUCUUUUACUUAACAAAAUGACUUGUUACUUGG